Messenger RNA from Pelobates fuscus (common spadefoot toad), 9594 nucleotides. It is a transcript of the gene FZD9, whose product is annotated as frizzled class receptor 9. Gene Ontology annotation, molecular function: Wnt-protein binding; Wnt receptor activity. NCBI's taxonomy places the organism in Eukaryota, Metazoa, Chordata, Amphibia, Anura, Pelobatidae. Gene Ontology annotation, biological process: canonical Wnt signaling pathway; non-canonical Wnt signaling pathway. The transcript has a single exon. The record is from RefSeq and is a predicted model, not a curated record. The coding region runs from base 913 to 2676 and encodes 587 amino acids. Gene Ontology annotation, cellular component: plasma membrane.
GGGCACUGUUUCUUUAACCAGGCCUUGCCCCUUUAAAAGAUGUGGGUGUGGUUAUGAGGCUGGCCACUCCCCUUUUGUGAUGCAUCUGCUAAGAAGUCCAUAGCAUGCUUAGUGUCAGCAGUAGCCACAGCGCCCAGCAGUAACUGUGAUACCCUCCCCUACAUGCAGGCUGGGCGGGAUCUGUCUGCAAAAUGUGUCUGUCCUUAACCCUCUGUGCCCUUUUCAUGUGUUAACACUCUCAGUCUGGCUUUUGCUUUUUUUAUCCUUACCCCGCUGCUCAUGUUUCUGUUCUCUCUGUGUGUCUAUAACCUCUUCCCUCCUUGUCACUCUCUUGCUCUCAGACGCUUCCCAGCCUUGCAUUGUUUCACAACAUUUCCCAGUGGCAGACAGGGAGGAGGAGAGCUGCACUUGUGCUAAAUAUCUCGCUGGAGACCACCAGCUCCUGGAUAGACACCCUCACUACAGCUGGGAAGUGAAAGGCUGGCAGUGCUUCGAGCUGCAGAUUGCCAGCGAGACGGACAGGCUGAGGACGAGACCAGAACUGCCAUGCGUUUUUGUAAAGGGCACGCUGUCUUCUUGUGGAAUAUAAAAUGUAUCUAAGGCUGAAUCCAGAUGCAGUUCUUUGAAAUUACCAAAAGACUUCUUCUUUGCAUUUGCAGGCUCUGUUCUUCAUCGUGACUGUUAAAAUAUGGAAGGAUUGUUCUAAAAACACAAAAUUGCAAUUUGUGUCCUCCAUGACCUGGUUGUAAGGAGAGAAAGCUGAUCCCGAACGCUGCUGUUCUGGAAUGCAUUGUGCCCUGCUUAUAACGGACAGCUGGAUAUAAAGUCGUGUGUCUGUAACCAUUCUCCCCCCUUUUUCUCGCCGUCACUUACAGUUGUUGCAUCUCUGCCUGUGCACAAGUUUUUCAGCCCAUGAGAAUGAUCCGUGUCUGCUGUUUUUUUACGCUUUCAUUUCUGUGGCAGCUGCUGGCAUUAGCCCGGACGCUGGAGAUGGGUCUCUACGACGUGGAGAGGGGGAGGGAAGCCAAGUGUGAGCCCAUUCAGAUUCCCAUGUGCCAGGGCAUUGGCUACAACAUGACCAGAAUGCCCAAUUAUGUAGGCCAUGAGUCCCAGGCAGAGGCAGGGGUGAAGCUGCAAGAGUUCGCCCCUCUUGUUGAGUAUGGGUGUCACGUACACCUCCGUUUCUUCCUCUGCUCUCUCUAUGCCCCCAUGUGCACAGAGCAGGUGUCAUCUUCAAUCCCAGCUUGUAAACCCAUGUGUGAAUCUGCCAGGCUUAAGUGUGCCCCCAUAAUGGAACGCUUCAACUUUGGGUGGCCUGAGUCACUGGACUGCUCCCGGCUUCCCAGCAAAAAUGACCCUAAUGCCCUCUGCAUGGAAGCACCUGAGAAUGCCACAGGUAGUGACCCACCAAAUAAUGGACAAGGUAUGCUCCCUGUGGCUCCACGUCCUCCACGUCCAUCAGGUGCUGGGAUUGGCGUUCCCAGCCGGUGUGCUAACCCCGACAAGUUCCUCUAUGUGGAGAGGAGUGGAGUUUGUGCCCCAAGGUGCAAUCCUGGUGUGGAUGUCUAUUGGUCAUCAGGUGACAAAGAUUUUGCUCUUGUAUGGAUGGCAGCCUGGUCUGGCCUAUGCUUCAUCUCAACUGCCUUCACAGUGCUGACUUUCCUUCUACAUCCCCAGCGGUUUCAGUAUCCUGAGAGGCCCAUCAUCUUUCUCAGCAUGUGCUACAAUGUCUAUUCCACUGCAUUCCUCAUCCGUGCUGCUGCUGGCGCCCCCAGCAUAGCCUGCGACCGUGAAGGGGGAGCUCCCUACCUAAUCAGAGAAGGCCUUGAGAGCAGUGGUUGUACUCUGGUUUUCCUAAUCCUUUAUUAUUUUGGCAUGGCCAGUUCUCUUUGGUGGGUUGUGCUGACUCUCACCUGGUUCCUUGCAGCCAGCAAAAAAUGGGGUCAUGAGGCCAUUGAAUCACAUGGUAGCUACUUCCACCUGGCUGCUUGGGGAGUUCCAGCUGUAAAAACCAUAAUUAUUCUCACUAUGCGGAAAGUAGGGGGAGAUGAGCUGACUGGACUCUGCUAUGUUGGUGGGUCUGAUCCAAGUGCCCUUACUGGCUUUGUCCUAGUGCCACUGUCCUGUUACUUGGUUACAGGCACAUCAUUCCUCCUGACUGGCUUUGUUGCCCUCUUCCACAUCCGACGAGUAAUGAAGACUGGGGGUACCAACACAGAGAAACUGGAAAAGCUUAUGGUUAAGAUUGGGGUAUUCUCUAUCCUCUAUACAGUCCCUGCUACCUGCAUCAUUGUCUGUUGCUUCUAUGAGCGCCUCAACUUAGCUCACUGGGAAUCCAGGGCUCGUGAGGAAACCUGUAGGACAACGACUGUAAGUGGCAGACCGGACUGUACCUUACCCCGGUCCAUUCCCAGUGUAGCAGUCUUCAUGCUUAAGAUUUUCAUGUCAUUGGCGGUGGGCAUUACCAGCGGGGUAUGGGUAUGGAGCUCUAAGACUCUGCAAGCCUGGCAAGGCAUAUUGUGUCAACGGCGGCUUGGAGUAGUAGGUGCAAGGACUCAAGGGAAGCCUCGUGGUGUGGUUCCCUGUAGCUUGGGGAGCUGUCCUUACAAAUCGCCCCCACUGACUCUACAAGUUGCCAAGUCUGGCCCCUUUAUGGACACCCCAACACAUGUAUGAAGCACAUGGGAAAAAUAACUAAAGGGAUAGAAUGUUUCAAUUCAGCCCUAAAUUGGUAAAUACACUUUCAUAAGCAGGUUUAAUGAAACUUGUUUAAACUGAUAGAGUACAGGCUUUUCUAAGUGGAGUCACUCUCUUGUGGGGAAGGGUUAUUUGAUUCAGCAGCACUAAAGAAAAUUAAGAAACAGGUUAUGAACCUGAAGCACUCUAGCAGUAAUGGCAUUCUGGAAAGUGAUGUCCUAUUAGUGUGCUUUAUGCUGGGUCUUUAAUUUGCCUAAAUACCCCUUUGCUCUUGGCUGCUUUUCUUUUGAACACUGAGCCCAUAAUACAGCUCUUUUUGGAGUGUUGCCCUCUCUCCCCAAGCUCACAGAACUCAAAAAGACACACUUCACAGUUUAUCUCAGUCUCUUUUCUAAAAUUUCAAAUCUGUUCUUAUGCUGCCUUGCAUUGCAGGACGCUGAUAUUCCUUGCUACUGACAUGAGAAAGAAAGGUGUUAAGUGUUUGUUUUUUUGGAGCGGCUGGUAGCUGACAGAAUACGGUUAUUGGGCAGGAAUGCAUGUACACAGAAAAGAAUGUGUUAACCGACACAUAAAGGUUCUCCAGCCAAGCAGGGAAUUGUUACUAUAUAUAAGUGCAAUGCAAUAACUGGUAUAAGGGGGAGUGCAUUUGUUGUGGACACAGCUGAGUUAUGAAUGGAAAUUAAAUAAUUCAUUACUCAGAGGUGGAAUUAUGUCCAGUUUCAGGUCUACCUAACCCCUCUCCCUUCAUGACUCACGUUGAUAAAGGUACAUUGAAUUAAGGGUCACUUUAAAUGUCAGUAUAACUUUAUUUAAAUAGCUCUGUCGCUGCAAAUGAGACCACAUACCCGGUACCACUUGUUAAUGUAUUUGGGAUAUUAUUACUUGCCACCAAGGGCAACAUCUAAUAACUAUUUAAGAACUGAAAUGGAAUAAUAGUGCAUUGUCUUUGGUGCAGAAGUAGUUAAAUGUAUUUUUUGUAUUUCAUUUUAACAGUAAAAUAAUCAUGCAUCCAUGGUAAACGGUUGCAUCUUCUACAUUGCAGAAGACGUGUUGGCUAUAAACACCAUAGUAUGUUCUAAGCACAGCCAAAGCUUGCUAAAUAGUUGUGAUUUGCAGAUAAGGGAAUUCAACACCUGGCACUUAAAUACAGCACUUGUCAACUAGGGAAGCAUUUUAGGAGCUGUAAUCUGCAUUGGGUAAAUGGCUAGAAGAUGUCUAUCCGUGUUUCCCUGAAUAAGUGAAGGGGGUUAGAUUCUCAGCAUUUUAAAAUGGUAAAUAUUUACUGCUGCCCAGGGACUAGCUCCUAAAUACAUUAGCUUGAUUUGUUAUUAUCCCAGAUACUUAGCUGGUGUUGGUUGGCUAUUUAUAAAAAACUAAAGUAAACGAAUACAGGAAAAAUUGCUUUUAUUUACAGCGUCACAAACAAGGCUACACGUCUGUCUCGUAGAAGUGUUAUAAAACUGAAGUGUAGCGUUGAUUGUGGCGAAUUUAAUAAAUAGAUGCUUUUCAGAAGUGGUAGCUGAUGAAUACACCCAGGGCAAAAACAAAAAUUAUGAUAACCUGCAGAGAUUAAACAUUACUUGGCAUUACCGCCUACGCUCACCCAGCCUAACUGAAAAGGAGCAAUCGCUUAAUUAAAAAUUUAAAGGACGUACGUUUAGGGACAGAGCACAAUAUGCUUAAAGUGAAAGAUGAGCUUUAAUUCACUAGCCACUGUAGGGGGCUAAUAGCUACUUAGUGGAGGUCUCCGAGUUCUCCAAAACAUUCAAAUCUCCUAACCCAAAAGGCAAGUGAAAAUGCAUUGAGGCAGAAAAUCUGCAAUUCCUGUGGUACACCGAAUAAAAGGGAAAAUGUGUGGUAUGUAGAAAGGGUGGACCUCAGCUGUUCUCUUAUUUUCAUUUAGGGAUUUAAAAAAAAAUUAUAAAUCAGUUAAUUGUGUUGAAUUGACAACUAGCGAAUAACAUGAUGGCAAAGAAAAUUCAAUUUAAAGUAACUUUGUCAGUGAAUCAACCCACUUGUGUUAUGUUUACCAAAAUGUUGUAAUUCAGUUGUUCAUUCAUCAUAAAUUCAUUUAGUAAAUAAUUCCUUUAAAGGGGUAUUGGGCACAUGGCCAGCAGUGCAUUGUAUUAAAGGAGCCACAUGGCAAGCCCAGCAGCUAUAUCAAAAUUCUCUGGAAGUGUCAAAGGCUGACUGCAUAGAUGGGAGUUGGAAUAUAUAUAUAUAUAUAAAAGCCAAUAAUGUAAAGCCAGUAGCUUCUGGAAUUGUGUUAUAGGAGUCGUAGUUCAAUUGACAGCAGGAGACCAACAGUUUGACACCCAGGCAGAAAUGCAUGACCAAGUACAGUGUAAGGCAACACUCCAGGUACUGUCAACUACAGCUGCUGAGAUAAUGCACCUUCAGAGGCAGAAGUGCCAAUAUUUGUCUCUCAAUCUAUGGAGUACAUCAUUUUUUUUAUUUCUAAUUUGUUUAAAAAAAAAAACGAAUUUUAAAUAGCAGAUUUAAACAGUACAUUUUAGAACAGACGUACCUAAAAGGUAGCCCCCCAGAUGUUGUAGAACUACAACUCCUUUAAUGCUUUGCAUGCCUUUAGAAUGACAACGCAUCAUGGAAGCUGCAGUUUCAAAACAUCUGUGGAUCUACUUUUUGGGCACACCUGUCUUAGAACAUAGAGCGACUAUUCCCACCUAUCUGAAUUAUCAUAGCACUGCAUUGCGUGUUCUGCAUAUAUUGUAUAAUAUUGUAAAGCGCUGCGGAAUCUGUUGGCGCUAUAUAAAUGGCAAUAAUCAUAAUAUACCACCUUCUCAUGAGGAUUUUAGAGAUCCAUCUUAAACCAGAUCAUCAGAGGUAUUUACUAAACUGUAAAGUGUCAUGAAAUCACAGGUUGUUCAAAGGUUAUUGAAAAUGUUCAGCUCAAAUUCGCCAAAUUGCAGAAGUCAGCUAUGAUUCGAGUUCUGCUAUUUUGGCCUACAAUUUAAAUUCACUGUGAAUUCCUGACAUUUCACAAUUAAGUCAAUAACCUGACACCUGUGCAUGAAUACAAACGACCAUCAACAUUUUACGUACUACAACCCUGAGCUGUGGUUUUAUGUGUGAUUUAAAAUAGCAGUGUGGCCACCUACCUUGAAUGGACUAAAUUACAUGUUGAUGGCUGGAUAAUUAAAUAUAAAUGCAGUAAAAUGCUAUUGAGUAGAUGACAUGCUGCUGGUUUUUAAUGUUUGUUUUUUAAAUACAGGUAUUAUGUGAAUGGCAUUAACUUGCAAACCAUUCAUUCUUUAAUUUUUUUUUUAUUCGCCCAAUGACCCUUUAAAAAAUGAAUUAUCCGAAACACCUUAAUUUUACUCUUCUGAUGAUCCGUAAUUUCUGGAUGCACUUUGGAAGGCUGUGCAUUCACAGUAAACAAUCUGUUUUGAGCAGAGCCUGAUAGAUAUGAAUUGCCUGUUCUAGCCCCUUGGGGAGCCACUGAAAUAGAAUUCUGGCAUAAUUUUGAGCACUAGCCAUGGAGUUAAACCAGUUAAAUACAUCUUUAAAAUAUAUCAGUCAUAUUUUAUUGUUAUGUCUAUUUCUUUCUCAAAGUUUUUCUACCAUUUCACCUUUUGUGGUCUUUGAUUUAUAUUGUUAUAGUGCUGAAGGCAGUGUCCUGUUACAGCAUGGGCUCAGUUACAAGGAGUAGAAUGAUAAGUAACCACUCACUGUAGAACAGAUACUUCUCAAUUCUGUUAAUUGUUUCUCAGGAUGCCAGGUUUUAAGGUCAUGGAGUAUAAAGUGAUCCACAAGCGAUCACAAUGGCAUGAAGAACAAAGACAUGCACAUAAAGGAACACUCAAUUUAAAACAAAACAAAAAGUUAUAUAUAUAUAAUUGGAGCAUUCCUAUUUGUGUUUAGAUUACUGCCCCUUUCCUCUAUUUUGCCAUUGAAAUAGUUAAAAGUAACGAAACUCCUUUAUUAUUAUUAUUUUAUUAUUUAUAUAGAGCCAGCAAAUUCCGUAUCGCUGUACAAUGGGUGGACUAACAGACACGUAAUUGUAACCAGACAAAUGGAUGCACAGGAACAGAGGAGUUGAGGGCCCUGAUCAAUGAGCUUACAUGCUAGAGGGAGUGGGGUAAAGUGACACAAAUGGCAUAAGUACGGGUAAUGAAAUAGGUUGCUUGAAAAGUAUUCACUUUAUUCCAGAGCCUCCUUGGGGCAGCUCCAUCGUGCCUCCUGUGAAGUCAUUAUUACUGAUGUGUCCAGUCAGAAUCUUCGGGACACACAGUGUAUUGCAAUCUGCCCAAAACGCCUCUCAUAGAGAAGCAUUGGAACCAGUGCUUCUCUAUAUUAAUCACUCCCUUCCAUUUUGAAUGGUGAGUGUGGCAGGAAACCCUCCCAGGUGUCUGCGUCAAUGCUGGGAGGUGUAACUAAAGAGAUUUAUAAAAGUGCCAAUUUUGCUUGAGCGGUAUGGGACAUUACUCCUAUAGCACUUCAAUAAGCUGGAGUGCUUUAGGGGCCUGGAGUGUCCUUUUGUGCUGAAUUUGACCUAUCCUAAUUUUAAUUUUCAAAUAAUUCACUAGAAUAUAUUUACAGAUUAUCAAAAUGUCGGAUUUAGCUGCCAUUUUUAAAGGGCUGGCGAUGGCCACUAUUUUGAUAAUUCUAACAGUAAAUAUGGAGGUAUAAAUUCAUUGUUUUUAUACAUAAUUUCUUGGAAGGGAAAUGCUUCACUCUGUGUCCUACCUUACAAGUAUCAUGUUGUGGCAACCUGCAUUUUUCCUGCUGUUUGUAUUACAACUCCUAUUACCCCAGCUAUAUCCGUGCCAUACAUUGCUCCAACUUGUCUUAGCACAUUGACUCAAAAAUCUUACCAUCUUUCCUAAGCAAGCAUGAUUUAAAAAAAUAAAUAAAUAAAUGGGUGACCAGACAUUCCCUGUGUUGGGAGUGUAGUCAUAAUAAAAUCAAACACUAUCUGAAAAAAAUUGAUUUAAUUUUUAACGCUAUGUGAUCUGCAAGUGAAAUUGCCAGUAAAUUGUAUAGAUUUAAAAAUAUUGUUUGUUUGUUUUUUCCCCCAUCUCCAAGUCACUGUCUUAUUGGGUGGAGCAGAUGUGCUUGUUUCUCCUCCAUCUCCAAAUGCAAACCAAGACAUGUCUCAAUCAAUAAUAAUAUCUAGUGACAAUUUUAAGAAUGAUCCGAUACUGCAUUUAGCAAAACGGAAGGAAGAGGGUUCACGUGCAUCCACUGUAGCUUCUGAGAGGUUGAUCUAUACAUUUUGCUUGUAAUGUGGCUAGUUGAAUGUAUGGGUUAAAAAAAUUGUAUAAUAUCAAGUUAUUUCAUGGUUUAUUUGCGUGGCAGAGUUCCAGCUAAAUCACCUUAUUGCAAUGUGAAAAAUGUGCAACAGAGUUUCAUAAUAAACUGAAAAUCUGGUCCAAGAAUAGAAGUAAAAUGAAUGCAAUCUGGUGGUAUAGGACGGGACAUUUGAUGUGUGUUGUUAAGGGGGAAAGGGAUUUAUGAUACUUUUUUUGUGCCAUAUUCUGCAUUAACCCAGGUGUGCAUCCUGUGUACAAGUGGUUACUUAAUGAAGCAUAUGAGGGAAUGUAGAAUCUGCAUCUUCCAAGAGGAACAUUCUGAUAGAUUUUCUUUAGUGCUGCAUUAGUAUGAGGCAGCUGAUUUGAAGAUUGGUAUUCCAAACCAGUUCUCCAGCAUCUCAAAGUGUGCAGGUUUUCAAGGCCUCCUCAUAUAUCAAAGCAAGUGGAUUAAGCAAUGCUUUAGUAAUUCUGACAGAUCUAUCUGUGCUUACGUGAGAGCUGCCAACACAGGCAGCAAGGUUUUAAAGGGUCUUAUUUAAAAACACCAUCCUCCGGCAUAAUUGUCAGUUGUAUGAAUAUUUUAAGUACGCUGUUUAGCAGCGAUGGCUAACCUUGGGACUGGAGAUUUGAACUAAUCACGGAGGGAGGCAUGCGGGAAAAAAUGUAGUUGACAUACGUCUGGAGUGACAAGUUUAGCCAUCAUUGCUAUACCACAAUCAAAAUAGCGCAUUCGUUACUGGAAUAAUCUGAUAUAUAAAAUAGGUUAUUCAAGUUAGACAGAGAUGGUGAAUAUCAACUAUCAAGGUCUUCUAUAAGAUUAUCAUUUAAAAUAUGAAUACAAUAUAACUACUAUUCAGGAGCAGAUGUAAGCAACAUUCGGCACACAAGAUGUUCUGGAUUACAUCUCCCAUACUGCGCCUACAGCCACAUUACUGCCAAAGCAUCGGGGGAGAUAUAGUCCAAAAUAUCUGGAGUGUCGAAGGUCGCUUAUCCCUGCUUUAGAGCAUUGCAAGUCGAGAACAUUUGUUUUAGAAUCCAACCUUUUUUAUUUUUGUUCACACUAAACAUUGAGUUGUUACUCGAUUUUUAUUUUUAUUUUAUUUGUUAUCCCGAUACAUGUUUUCUAAGACCGCUUUUGGCAAGAUGUAGAAUUUAUACAUUUUAGCUUUGGAGCCCAGUCGGAUAGAGACUGGUUAAUCGAUAGGAUAAUCUUGCAUUACAUCUGAUGAAACAUCAAUCCAAAGGCUUGGAGGUAUAAUAGCUUCUUUCUAAUGCAUUUCAAUGGACCUAAUAAUAAUAUCAUAGAAUUGACGCAUUACCGUGAGGAAUCGGUUAAUCAAUCAUGGAAGGGAUCCCAUAGGAAUCACUGUGAUUUAAUUAAAUCAUUUAGCUUUUUUAUGCCUACAUUUUGCAAAUCAGUUGUCAGCUCACUUUUCAUAAACCCCUGGGUGUUUCCACAAUAGGACAUCAAACAACUGAAUCAAUCCACCUGUGUCCACAAUAAAAUAGUUUUUUACUCUGAACAGUUUAACUGAACUGAAUAAUUACUGAUCCAGUGAUAUUGAAAGGGGCAAUGCAACCGAGAGAGUCAGAUUUAUAAAGCAGCAUCAAUUCUCCUGGUAAA